Messenger RNA from Habropoda laboriosa, 626 nucleotides. Its product is annotated as probable oligoribonuclease. Gene Ontology annotation, cellular component: mitochondrion. The transcript is spliced from 6 exons. The record is from RefSeq and is a predicted model, not a curated record. NCBI's taxonomy places the organism in Eukaryota, Metazoa, Arthropoda, Insecta, Hymenoptera, Apidae. Gene Ontology annotation, molecular function: nucleic acid binding; 3'-5'-RNA exonuclease activity. Bases 111 to 626 code for a protein of 171 amino acids.
GAACUUUGCAAGUGCAAUGUUAUAUGGCAUAAUGAACUCAUUCACCCAUAUUUUGUGUGGGUUCAAAUAUAAAGAAAAACAAUUACAGUAAUGAUAUUGUUUGGUUAGAUAUGGAAAUGAGUGGACUUGAUGUAAAUACAUCUCACAUUUUGGAAAUAGCAUGUUUAAUCACUAAUAGAAAUUUAGACAUUAUAAGUGAGGAUUUAAAUAUUGUUAUACAUCAGCCAGAUGAAAUAUUAGACAACAUGAAUGAUUGGUGCUUAGCAACCCAUCAUAAAACAGGAUUAAUUAAUGAAUCACGUUUAAGUCAAACUACAAUACAAGAUGCUGAAAACAUUGUACUAAAAUAUUUAAAAACAUAUGUAGAAGAAAAAGCAUGUCCAUUAGCAGGAAGUUCAGUAUAUAUGGAUCGUAUGUUUUUGUAUAAAUAUAUGCCAUUGAUUAAUAACUACGUGCACUAUAGAAUUAUUGAUACUUCUACUAUUAAAGAAUUAAUUAAAAGGUGGAAUACAAAUGUACCUGUCCUGCAAAAAAGAUGUGAUCAUAGAGCAUUAUUAGAUAUAAAAGAAAGUAUAAGGGAAUUAAAAUGUUACAAAAAAUAUGUAUUUGAUCUGUUUUGUGCUUAA